Brachypodium distachyon (stiff brome) is the source of this 3560-nucleotide messenger RNA. RefSeq names its product cell division cycle 5-like protein. Gene Ontology annotation, biological process: mRNA splicing, via spliceosome. Gene Ontology annotation, cellular component: spliceosomal complex; Prp19 complex. The record is from RefSeq and is a predicted model, not a curated record. Lineage: Eukaryota; Viridiplantae; Streptophyta; Magnoliopsida; Poales; Poaceae. The transcript has 4 exons. The coding region runs from base 255 to 3203 and encodes 982 amino acids.
AACGGCCAAACCCACCUCCCGGUUGUCUCCUCCGCUCCGCCGCACCCACAUCAUCAUCUCCCCCCGCUCUCGCUCUCGCCCUCGCCCAACCCUAAACCCCGGACCCCUUCCCUCUCAAACCCUAGGAAGGUCCAGGUCUCGCCGGCCGGAUCCGCCCGCCCGGGGGCGCGGCGGAAGCGGAACCCCUGGAGGCCCUCUGCGGAGGAGAAGAGAUCUAGGGGGGCGCCGAGCGAGGCACCAAGGGAGGCGGCAAGAUGAGGAUCAUGAUUAAGGGCGGCGUGUGGAAGAACACGGAGGACGAGAUCCUCAAGGCGGCCGUGAUGAAGUACGGCAAGAACCAGUGGGCGCGAAUCUCCUCGCUGCUCGUCCGCAAGUCCGCCAAGCAGUGCAAGGCCCGCUGGUACGAGUGGCUCGACCCCUCCAUCAAGAAGACUGAGUGGACAAGGGAAGAGGAUGAGAAGCUACUCCAUCUUGCUAAGCUCAUGCCUACACAAUGGAGGACUAUCGCACCUAUUGUAGGUCGAACACCAUCUCAGUGCCUCGAGCGUUAUGAAAAAUUGCUAGAUGCUGCUUGUGCAAAGGAUGAAAACUAUGAGCCUAAUGACGACCCAAGAAAGUUGCGACCUGGUGAGAUUGAUCCAAAUCCAGAGUCAAAACCUGCACGCCCAGAUCCUGUUGACAUGGACGAAGAUGAAAAGGAAAUGCUUUCUGAAGCAAGGGCUCGCUUAGCUAACACCAGGGGUAAAAAGGCAAAAAGAAAGGCAAGAGAGAAACAACUUGAAGAGGCGAGGCGGCUUGCAUCACUGCAAAAAAGGAGAGAAUUGAAGGCAGCUGGUAUUGACAACCGGCACAAGAAAAGAAAGCGAAAGGGAAUUGACUAUAAUGCCGAGAUCCCUUUUGAAAAGAGACCUCCUCCAGGCUUUUAUGACACUGUAGGUGAGGACAGGCCACUUGAGCACGUUCAGUUUCCAACUACUAUUGAGGAGCUCGAAGGUAAGAGAAGAGUGGAUGUAGAGGCUCAGUUAAGAAAGCAGGACAUUGCCAGGAACAAGAUUCUGCAGAGACAGGAUGCUCCUGCUGCAAUAAUGCAAGCGAAUAAACUCAAUGACCCUGAAGCUGUCACAAGAAGGUCGAAACUAAUGCUUCCACCACCCCAAAUUUCUGAUCAUGAAUUGGAGGAGAUUGCAAAGAUGGGUAAUGCUGGUGAUCCUGCUCUAGCCGAGGAACUUGGUGAAGGAAGUACUGCUACGAGGACUUUGCUUGCAAGUUAUUCCCAGACUCCAAGGCUUGGUAUGACACCAUUACGAACACCGCAACGUACUCCUGGUGGGAAGGGUGACGCUAUUAUGAUGGAGGCAGAGAAUCUUGCACGUCUAAGAGAAUCACAAACACCUCUUUUAGGAGGGGAUAACCCAGAACUUCAUCCAUCAGAUUUCUCUGGUGUUACACCACGUAAGAAGGAGAUACAGACUCCGAAUCCCAUGGCAACACCUCUGGCUAGCCCUGGCCCUGGUGUUACCCCAAGGAUUGGUAUGACACCUUCCAGAGAUGGAACUUCCUUUGGUUUAACUCCAAAAGGUACUCCUUUCCGGGAUGAGCUUCGCAUAAAUGAAGAGGUGGAAAUGCAGGACAGCGCUCAGCUCGAGCUUCGUAGGCAGGCGGAAUUAAGAAGAGGCCUGCGAUCUGGUUUUGCUUCUGUCCCACAGCCUAAGAAUGAGUACCAACUAGUUAUGCCAUCUAUCACAGAGGAGAAGGAGGAAGUUGAAGAAAAAAUUGAAGAGGAUAUGUCAGACCGGUUAGCACGAGAGAGGGCUGAGGAACAAGCAAGGCAGGAGGCAUUGCUCAGAAAGAGAUCUAAAGUGUUGCAGAGGAGUUUACCUAGGCCACCUGCUGCUUCAGUGGAGAUUCUCCGGCAAUCGCUAAUUAAAGGUGGUGAAAGCAGAAGUACCUUUGUGCCUCCUACGUCACUUGAACAGGCUAAUGAGCUAAUAAGUGAAGAGCUGCUUAGGCUCCUUGAGCAUGAUAAUGCUAAAUAUCCUCUUGAUGAACAAACUCAAAAAGAGAAAAAGAAAGGGAGCAAGCGUCAGGCAAAUGGGGCAGCUUUUGUCCCUGAAAUAGAAGGUUUUGAUGAGCAUGAACUAAAAGAGGCUAGUUCUAUGGUUGAGGAUGAGAUUCAGUUUCUUCGUGUGGCCAUGGGGCAUGAAAAUGAAUCUUUUGAAGAUUUCGUAAAGUCACAUGAUGCUUGCCAGGAGGACCUUAUGUUUUUCCCUAGUAACAACAGCUAUGGUCUUGCAAGUGUUGCUGGAAAUGCUGAUAAGAUUUCUGCUUUGCAAAAUGAGUUUGAAAUUGUGAAGAAGAGAAUGGAUGAUGAAGCAAAGAAAGCUUCUCGGCUUGAGCAGAAGAUCAAACUGCUGACUCAAGGAUACCAGGUACGGGCUGCAAAAUUGGGGUCACAGGUCCAAGACACCUUCAAGCAGAUGGACACAGCAGCAACUGAACUUGAAUGCUUCCAAGAGUUGCAGAAGCAAGAACAGAUGGCUGGUGCCUAUCGUGUGAGAAAUUUGGCUGAAGAAGUGAAUAACCAGAAAGCAUUAGAACGCACUCUCCAAAGCCGCUAUGGUGAUCUAUUGUCUGGUUACCAGAAGAUCCAAGAACAACUUGAGGAGCACAGGAGGCAACUUAAGCUACAGGAGGAGGCAAUAGAAGCAGAAAAUCGUGCUCGGGAGGAGGAAGCUGCGGCGCAGAAUCGUGUUGCUGAGGAAGAAAAGGAGAGGAAGAAUCAUAGUGUUGAAGAGGAAUCAGGACAGAUGACUAGCGCUACCAAUGAAGAAGCUACAGAAAGCAAGGAAGUCAAUGGGGACCAGAUGGAUAUGGACAAAGCAGAUGGAGAGCUUGUAGGCCCUAUUCCUCCAGCACCGGACGCUCAAGUGGAUAAUGACGAGGCUUCAGUUCAACAGAGUACUUCUAAUGCUGAGAGUGAUGGCAAUGCUGCCACAAAUGAUGGAGCUGGUGACAAGAUUGAUUCAUCCAAUCUAGAAGGCAAGGAGGAUAAAACCGCCGGUGGCAUGGAUAUUGAUGCUGGUAGUCAGGAAGAGGGAAAGAAUGCUGGUGCAACUGCUGUUACAAGUAUAGACGUAGAAACCGCUGCUGUAUCGUCAGAUCAAGCUGUUUCGAAUGAAGAGAAUGAUACGGUUCCUGAAUAAACUCUUUCAUAUUACCUUAUCUGCAGUGGCUCGGAGGUGGACACAAACAAGAUAAGGAAGGCAAUUAAGAAAACAGAAAAUAACAAGUGCAAAUUGUGCGAUCUUUAUCUGUAUGUGUUGGAAAACAUGUUGAUGGAAGAACAAGCUGGCAGAAGAAAUUAUGAAGAAGCAAACUGAGUGUUUAAGUUGUAGACUAAACUCUUGUCUCUGUCCUUCAGUAGACGGGCUUGAUGUGCCUUGUGAUUUUUUGAGUUUCCGUUGGUCUGAACAUUUUUGUAUGGUACAAACCUGCCAUUCACAAUUUUCUAUCCAAACUGCGAACUUGAGGAAAGAAGGGACUGAUUCGUUUAUUCUGUA